Phytophthora infestans T30-4 is the source of this 2874-nucleotide messenger RNA. Its product is annotated as Chloride Channel (ClC) Family. The record is from RefSeq and is a predicted model, not a curated record. Gene Ontology annotation, biological process: transmembrane transport; chloride transport. Gene Ontology annotation, cellular component: membrane; intracellular membrane-bounded organelle. Gene Ontology annotation, molecular function: voltage-gated chloride channel activity. Lineage: Eukaryota; Oomycota; Peronosporomycetes; Peronosporales; Peronosporaceae. Bases 1 to 2874 code for a protein of 957 amino acids. The transcript has a single exon.
AUGGCUUCCUCCCGCGAGCCGUCGGAGACUGACGCGCUGCUGGCGCCGCCCACCCCCACCGCUGUGCGUGUGUCCAUCUCUAACGCUGACGACGACGAGAGCGACACGCUGUCCUCUGGUCAGGACGUGGUCGUCGAAGAUCCGCGUCGUUUCCCGGCCCUGGCACGCACAGCGUCUGCUCUUCGCUCUCCAUCCUCCAUUCUGCGCUCGCCCAUGCCGCGCUUCGCACUAGACGGCCCUCGUUUCCCCAGUUGGAGAGUCAACAGUCGCAGCCCCAUGCCGCAGAUCUCGCAGUUGGAGUCGCACGUACGCGAACAAUACCCGACGUACGGCGUGCAGCGCACGCACUCCUUCCCAAGCGACCUGUACUCUGGCGCCCGGUUCUCGCGCUUCGAGAUCGAGGAAGCUCUGCGUCAACGCAAUGGCACGACGCUGUUGGACUGGCUUAAGGGCAAAGGACGCAAUCCAUUCUCGGCUGCCACACGCAAGCAGGAGCAGAAGGCAAAGGACAAAGAGAAACGUGCCAAGGCGCAACACCGCGAGUCCUACAGCUACGACUUCUUCGAGAGCAGAGUCAACAUGCAACACGACCAGGAACAGACCGAGAGCGCCAUCCGCUCGCUCAAUAUCGCGCGUUGGGUCAUGACGUUCGGUGUGGGACUGGGAACAGCCCUCGUGGCUUGCUUUGUCGAGUUCUGGACGUCGCUGUUGUCCACAUUCCGUACCGCCACAAUGGCGUCGCUCGUUGCAGGCGAGAUGGAGGGAUCUCGCAGUUUCGGCACCGGCUACUUGGUCUACGCGCUCAUUAGUGUGGGCUUCGUGUCUGUCGCUAGCUACUGUGUCGCAAUUCUCUGUCCCGUGGCCGGUGGGUCUGGGAUCUCCGAGAUCAAAGCGACACUUAACGGGAUCAAGAUCCACCGUGUAGUGCGUCUGAAAACGCUGUUCUGCAAGGCGGUUGGCAUCCUCUUCAGUGUGUCUGGAGGACUGCCAGUGGGGAAAGAAGGACCUAUGAUCCACAGUGGCUCGGUGAUUGGUGCUGGACUGUCACAGGGGAAAUCCUCGAGCUUCGGGCUGGACACAAGCUGGACCAAGUUCAAAGGGUUCCGUAACGACAAGGAGAAGCGCGACUUCAUCUCGUGUGGUGCUGCUGCGGGUGUGGCGGCUGCCUUUGGCGCUCCCAUAGGUGGCGUUCUGUUCGCACUGGAAGAAGGAGCGUCAUUCUGGCACCAGAAUCUCACGUGGCGCACCUUCUUCUGCGCUAUGGUGUCGGCUUUCGUGCUCAACUACUUCAUGUCGUUCAUGGAAGCCAGUGAAUCCAACGGACCGACUCCUGACGUGGGUCAUGUCUUUAUUGGCGGUACAUUAGGCACUCAGACGGGAACCUUUACGUUCGGACAGUUCGCUGGCAGUAAGGCCUACGAAGUGUUGGAUGUUCCUGUGUUUAUCCUCAUGGGGAUGGUGGGUGGGCUAUUCGGCGCUGGUUUCAACAGUGCCAACACAAUUCUGACCAAGUUCCGCAAACGCUACGUGACGCACCGCUUCCUGCGUUUCGGUGAGACUUUGUUGAUCGCGUUUAGUAUGGCCACAGCGUCGUUCUGGCUGUCGUACUACUUCGGGACUUGUCGCGAGCUUGCUGGAGACUACAGUGACUCGUUGUCGCGGUUCUAUUGCCCCGAGGGUCAGUAUAACGACUUGGCAUCCUUAUUUACAGUCAACUACGCUACCAGUAUGAAGCAACUGCUGCACUUUACGGGCGAGGCCAGCUUCACGCCGUUCUCGUUAUGUAUGUUCUUCGUCGUGUUCUACAUCUUCGCGUGCUGGACGUAUGGUAUCGCUGUGCCCUCUGGUCUGUUUGUGCCUAGUCUGCUGGCUGGUGCAGCCUACGGUCGUAUCUGCGUCAUGAUCGUCCACUACCUGGGCUUCCCUGUCGGCGCUCAAGAUGGAAUGUUCGCGUUGAUUGGCUCUGCUUGUAUGCUUGGUGGCAUGGCACGUAUGACGAUUUCACUGACAGUCAUCAUUCUGGAGUGCACGGGUGUGAUUGAGUGGGGUCUCCCUAUUAUGGUGUCGCUAAUGGCUGCUCGCUGGGUCGGGAACAGCUUCAACGAAGGGUUGUACGACAUCCACAUCCACUUGAAUCACUUGCCGUUCCUAGAGUUCGAUCCUCCCUACUACGCCCGAUUCUUACGAGUGGUAAACAUCAUGAGCUCGCCGCCCAAAUGUGUACCGCAGAUCGCCAAGGUGGGAGAGAUCUACGACGUGCUCAAGAACUGCAAUCACGGUGGCUUCCCUGUGAUUAUCCCUCGCAGCCAAGACGGACCCAGUUCCGGUGGUAAACGCAAGUCUCCUCGCUUCUCUGGGAUCAUUUAUCGUCAUCAUUUGGCUGUCUUACUGCAACGCAAGGACUUUUUCAUUGAGAAACCGGAGCCGUUCGUCCGCACGCCUGCUAGCGACACGACGCUGUUGUACAACGACCAGUAUGCGUUAUCGUACCGUGACAUGGAAGGCAGCUAUCCACGUUACCCGUCCAUCAAUGACAUUCAGCUGGACGAGGAGGAAAGAGACUUGUGGAUGGAUCUCACGCCGUACAUGAACCCCACGCCUCACACUGUUCAAGAGCAGACUCCGGUGCCGCGUGCUUUCCGUUUGUUCCGAUCGUUGGGACUUCGUCACCUCAUUGUGUUGAACCGACGAAACGAAGUUCGUGGAGUGAUCACACGGAAGGACUUGACCCCGGCGCAUCUCAAGUUUUGCCUCGAAUCUCUCAGCGAGACGGAGAAGCAACGCAUCCAAGGUUAUUUCCACCGCGAUCGAUCAGGCUCGGAGCGGUUCGAGGACGUGGAGAAGAAAUUGCUCAGCAUCAAUGACAACUCGUAA